This is a messenger RNA of Zea mays, 1088 nucleotides long. RefSeq lists its product as uncharacterized. The coding region runs from base 185 to 934 and encodes 249 amino acids. NCBI's taxonomy places the organism in Eukaryota, Viridiplantae, Streptophyta, Magnoliopsida, Poales, Poaceae. The transcript is spliced from 6 exons. The record is from RefSeq and is marked provisional.
CUCGAAGCCCACUUCUGGUUCCGGUGGACCCGCGUACAUCGCUAAGGAACGCAGCAGCUCCCCCGACAACCACCAGAUAAAGCUGCAAGCUGCUUAUCUUCUCCCGUCCCAUAGGUUGCUAGGCUCGGCCGUGUAGAGCAGCAAGAGCACGCCGCGCCAAGCAACAAAGAGGGACCCCGCAUCCAUGGAGGUGGUGGGCGGCGUGUCGCUGAGGCCGUCGCCAGCGCCGGCGCGUAUCCGGACUACCCUGCCACCCGUCGACGUAGGCGGACGCUUCCUUCUCCGCCGGGUCGCGGGGCGCCAGCCGGCGAGGCGCGCGCUGGUCGUGGAGGCCCGGGGCGGCAGGGGCUGGUCGGAGCGGCAGAUGCAGCAGCAGCGCCGCGCGCCGCUGCUGCCGAAAAUCGAGGACGACGGCAACCCGCGAUUCGUCAUCUUCAUCCGCACCGCCAAUGUCUACUUCUGGUACCCGCUCAACAUCAUCACGGGCGGUACGACGGCGAAGAUCAUGCUCGCCGCCAAGGACAACUUCCUCGGCAAGUACAUCUACAAGGACACGCUCGCCAGGAACCUCGCCGCCGUCAUUUACAAAGACGAGGACGUGAUCAUAGACACAGCGAAAGAGCAGUACCGUGUGCUCAAGACCGAAAAUCAGUUUCGGUAUGGCUACAAAGUUGUGGAGAAAGGGAACAUAAGGUCUGCUCUGACGACAAGCAAUGUGAUCGAACUUCCAAAGAAGGACGAGCUCAAAACCGUGGUUGACAAGGUGAAGGACUUCUUUGGCGACGUGACUGCCGGCGCCAAAGAAUCCUUUGCGCAGAUAACAGGGUCUGCUGUCAGCAAGGAGGAAGAGGAAGCAGAGAGCAAAGAGAAGUUCCGCUCCAAGAGACGAAAGAAGCAGCGGAAGUCGAAGGAGGGCCUCAAGACGGAGAAAUGAUUCAGUCAGUCACACAAGUAAAGCACCGGCUGUAGUUUCGCUAUCGAUGUCCGAGAACUGUUCUGUAAUUUCUCCAGCUUCCUUUUUUUUGUUUGUUUUGUAAAAAGACGUCGUGUAACUUCAUUGCGACUAACGUGUGCUAUGCCUUCUCAGU